AUGGUACGUGAGCAUCCGUGGGUGCAUCAACCACCUAACCGCACCAGGUAUGCAUUGAGCAAGCUUGAGCAACUCGAGUACAUUCGAGCUGCACGAUGCUUGAUCAACCAUCCGCCGAUAACCGGGUCAGUCGAGGGCGCGGAAACUGUCUGGGACGAACUGCACCGAACGCAUAUCUGGCAGGGCAACUAUAUCCAUUACGUUGGACAUUUCCUCCCGUGGCAUCGUUAUCUCAUCCGCGCGCACGAGCUCCUCCUUCAGAGAUUAUGCGGAUACACGGGUGCGCAGCCGUACUGGGAUGAGCUGGGAGAUUAUGAAUCAGGACCGAUCCACGAGGCGGCGAUCUUUGAUCCAGUGUUUGGAUUUGGGGGCGAUGGCGGAGAGGAUGGUUGCAUCCAGGACGGCCCCUUCCGCGACCUGACACUGCGCAUGAGCCGAGAGAGCAACCACGCCAACUACUGUCUGAGCCGCUCCUUUGACCAGCAGUGGUUUACCUGGGCGAACCGGUCCAAUGUGGAAGAGUGCUUUAUCAUGACCGAGUACGACGCGGCAUGGCAGUGCUAUAACGAGUUCCCGCACAGUGCGGGGCAUGCAGUUGUUGGGGGAGUGAUGGGCGACCCCGUUGAGAGCAGUGGCGACCCGAUCUUCUACCUCCACCACGCGUACCUGGACCGACUGUGGUGGCAAUGGCAACAGGCGGACGAGGCGAACCGGCUGACGGCGAUCGGGGGCGUGAAUGUGCCGCCGCAGAGCAUCCUCGACCUGGUGGGAUUACAAGGGCCCGAUCCAAGUGUGGUGGAUUACAAUGGUGACGAGGGAGACACGACCACGUUGAGGCAUGUCUUGUGGCUGCACGGAAUCGUUCCGAACGUGACGGUUGCGGAUGUGCUGGACCUGGGUGGCGAGGUGAUUUGCGCGACUUACGAGUGA
Aspergillus calidoustus is the source of this 930-nucleotide messenger RNA. Lineage: Eukaryota; Fungi; Ascomycota; Eurotiomycetes; Eurotiales; Aspergillaceae. The record is from the annotation of a GenBank genome assembly.